AUGUUCGGCUGCCCAGAGGUGGAACGCAGCAAGACACACGCAGACCUGCUCUCACUUGGUACUUCUCGGCUGGCAUUUUCAUAACAAUGGCUAACUGUGAACUGAUUAGGCUAUUUGCUUACAAGACCACCACUGGAAAAUGUAUUUCUGACAUCAUAGAAGGCUAGCUAUUUUGAUGUCUUUUGUCAGCCAUGCUAAUGGCUUAAAUUAGGACUCACCAGCUUGGUGAAGAUAUUGAAUGUUGAUCUAGAUGACAAGCUACAGGUAUACAAGGUCAGUCAGCCUUGGCGAUAACAGCCGAAACGUUGUGUAUAUGUGGGUGCAGGAAUAAGGCAUGGGAGUGGCAUAUAGCCUACCGUGUGCACUGUGCAGGUAUUUCUUUGCUUUAUUAUCUAUGACUGGUGGAGAAAUAUAGGAUCUGCAUAUCACCUCAAAACGAUUCAUUCUCCUGUGACCGUGUGUGUAUAACCCUUGUGUGUGUUAUAACACUGUUAUCCUGUAUCUGUGUAGCGUUCACAGCAGAGCAGUACCAGCAGCACCAGGAGCAGCUGGCACUGAUGCAGAAACAGCAGCUGGAGCAGAUCCAACAGCAGCAACAGACACAGCCGCAGGCCAACACAGACACAUCCUCUACUACUACAACAUCCUCAGCACCACCACCCAACACACAGGUCAGACACCACUCUUUUACACACACAAACCUCCAAAAGCUCCAAAAUAGCCCUGUCUGUGUAUUUCACCCAGCGUUUCCCCUACCAUUGUAAAGGCAAGGCAGGCCCCCCUCUCUAGCCCUCCUAAAAGAUGUUAGAAAAACCACUGAUUUCACGGUUUGACAAUUUGUUUGUUCAGUGGUACGUAGAAUGUCUGACUUGGUCUCUCUGUCCACCCUCCCCUCCAGUGUAUAAUCUCUAAGACGUUAGACUCUGCCAGCGCCCAGUUUGCUGCCUCUGCCCUGGUGACCACGGACCAGCUGAUGGCCUUCAAGGCCAAGGAGGAGGGGGUUCUGGGAAGUGGAGUCAACGGGGUCCUCCCAGGCUCAGGUGAGCAGCACCGCUGAUCUGUAGUUCACUUCAUAGCAGAUUACCAAUGAAUACAAUGAAAUAGAUGGGACUGGAGAGUUACAUUUUAGUAAUUUAGCAGACGCUCUUAUCCAGAGUGACUUUGUCGACCACAUAUCAGUCAUUGCAAGUCAAGUGUUCAAUUGAGGAAGUGUUCAAUGUAUCUCUUAUAAAUGUAUUUUGUCUUUCCCCAUCUCUCUCAGGAGUGUACAAGGGCUUACACCUGGCCAGCACCACCCAUCACCCCAACAGCAACCAGACUCCCACCCCUCCUCCAUCGACCCCCACCUUCCUCCAGCCCUCAUCCAACCACUCCUCUACCUUUCCGUCCCCCGUCACGGCCUCUUCUCUCACAUCCCUUCCCAACGCCUAUCACACCCACCUGGGUAACAAUGCUGCAAACUCCUCCCCCACCACCACUCAGGUCCUGAUUGGGAAUAACAUCCGUCUGAGCGUGCCCUCCUCCUCCCCUGCCCUCCCCAGCCUUGGCGGCACCACCACGCACCACAUACCCAUGGCCCUGGGAGCCGUGCCCUCCUCUGCCUUAAAGAUGACUGCCAACACCAACUGUCAGAUGCCCAACAAGGUCACCGGGGCUUCUACCAUGGACAUGGGAUCCAGGUAAGAUGAGUUGAUAUACUCUGACUGAUGUACUAUGCAUGUCUCUCACAUUGUACCCUAUUCUCUAUGUAGUGCCCUAUGGGCAAUGGUCAAAAGUAGUGCACUAUAUAUGGAAUAGGGUGCCAUGUCUUGAUUGCCUAAUGUUGAGUGGGAGCUGUGUAUUACAACAAAAGUUUGACACUGUUUGUAUUCCUCCUCCAGGGAUAAUCCCAAUCAAGACAAGCCAGCUCUGAACAGUAUAACGGACAACACAGUGGCCAUGGAGGUGACGUAG
Coregonus sp. 'balchen' is the source of this 1953-nucleotide messenger RNA. Lineage: Eukaryota; Metazoa; Chordata; Actinopteri; Salmoniformes; Salmonidae. The record is from the annotation of a GenBank genome assembly.